GCGUUGGAGCUUCUGAGCGGAGCUUCCUGACCUCAAAUCUCAGAAGGUGCUCCAGGAAAACUUUAACACCAUGGUUCUGGGGGACAAGGAGUAAUAUUUAAGCCUGGACAACUUCUCGGGGUUCUUUUUUAUCGCAAUGGAGAGAGAGCAGGCUGAACGAUCUGGGAUCCGAACUUCAUCCAGUACUGAUUCCGACACCGAGACCGUGUCCGAGGCGGAUUUAUGCUGCAAUUCAGAAGAUCCCGAAUCCGACCCGGAGCAUGUGGAGCCGCGGCGUUGUGGAGCUUUACUGACAUUACACGAGCAAAAGGGGAAGCAGGAAUCCGAGAACGACAGCACAGAAGACAGAAUGAGGAAUAAAGAUAAAGAGCAUGAAGUCGACGAGGAGGAAGAUGAAAUGCUGGAUAACAUCCUGUCUCCACCCCCGCUGCCUUUCUGCAAGACGAGUAACCCCGAGAUGUGCACCAGCUCCAACACCAGCUCCAGCCUGCCCAUUAAAUUAACCCGCCAGCUGAGCGAAGACGGAAGGCAGCUCCGACGGGGGAGCCUGGGUGGAGCGCUGACAGGGAAGUACCUGUUGCCGUACAUAUCGGCUCAGCAGGCGUGGCCCACCUCGGGGACGGAGAGCUCCAACCUGGUGCGCAUGCGCUCCCAAAGUUUCGGCAAGUCGGCUCCAUCCCUCACCGCCAGUCUGGGUCACUAG
Silurus meridionalis is the source of this 703-nucleotide messenger RNA. RefSeq names its product microtubule-associated serine/threonine-protein kinase 4-like. The record is from RefSeq and is a predicted model, not a curated record. NCBI's taxonomy places the organism in Eukaryota, Metazoa, Chordata, Actinopteri, Siluriformes, Siluridae. The transcript has 4 exons. Bases 137 to 703 code for a protein of 188 amino acids.